Molecule: messenger RNA, 3784 nt
Organism: Vespa mandarinia (Asian giant hornet)
Lineage: Eukaryota; Metazoa; Arthropoda; Insecta; Hymenoptera; Vespidae
Gene: lds
Product: transcription termination factor lodestar
Biological process (GO): DNA repair
Cellular component (GO): nucleus
Molecular function (GO): ATP-dependent activity, acting on DNA; ATP binding
Source: RefSeq, a predicted model, not a curated record
GUGAGGAAAAGCUUGGAUCCGUUGGAGAUAGAAACGUAUUUCAACAUUACGAAUCAAAUGAAACGCGAGUGUUUUAAAAUUAUUUAAUAAUAAUAUUACAAUUUCUCCUAUAAUACAUAUAUAUAUUUAUAUAAACUAUAUUUGUUCUAUAUUUGAAAUGAAAAAAAAACAACAUUGAUUGAUCAUAAGAUAUAUUCAAUAACUAUACCAUUGAAUUAAUAUUAGUAUUAUUUAUUUAAUAUUAAAAAUGUGGCAAGAUUCUUCUAAUAAUUUAAGUGAACAUAGUUCUUUAGUUAUUUCAGACAGCGAUGAUAAUAUUAUUACUAGUACAAGGCAAAAUAUUCUUAUUGAUAGUAGUGACAAUGACGAAUCUAUUUCAAUGGAAAGGAAAUCAGUAGAUUUAAAUUCUUCAUCAAUUAUUGAAGAGAGAAUAAAGCGUAAGUUAAAGAAACAUCGUUUAAUUUAUUCUGAUGAUGAAAGUAUUAGUGAUAUCGAUGAUAAACCUAUAUAUCAAGAAGUAGAAUCCGACAAAACUUCAGAUGAUGAUUCUGAAUUUUCUUCAACAAAUUCUUCAAAUAGAAAAAGAAAAGAUAUUUCACAUGAUUAUACAAAAGAAAAUAUAAAAGAUUUAAAAAUAGACAAUUCUUUUGAUAGUACCAAUAAUAUUAAUGAUGUUAAUGAAAUCAAUGAAUCUAAUCAAUCUGACAGUCUUGAAAUGGAUUCGACUAAUAAAAGUGAAGAUUUUAAUGAAAAAGAAGAUAUUAAUAUCAAUAAAGAAAAUGAACAUUCUAUUGUGAAUAUUAACUCAGAUACAGAUAGUACGCCAGAGAAAAGAAAGAGUGAAGAGAAUGCAUUGGCAAUAUCUUAUGCGAGACAAGAGAUUGGUGUUGGUAAUAUAGAUCCACUGGUAGCACAAGAGAGAGCUCUACUUAGUUGUAAAUUGCAGCAGCUAGAAAUUCAAUUAGAAAAAACAAAGUUAUUAGUUACUAAUGCAAAUAUAGAUGUAUUACCAGAUAAAGGAAAAAAAUUACAAGAAAGUAUUAUCAUUCAAGAAAAAGAAAUAAAAGAGAUAAAAGCAAAAUUAGAAAGAACACCUUUAAUACAACGUGGUGAACAAAUGAAUCCAAAAUCUAUUUUUAAUGAUAAACAAGAAGAAACAUCUUUCUUAUCAUCUAAUCAAAUGAAAUAUCUACAAUCUGAAUCUGAAUAUUUCUUUACGGAUCCUACAUCUUCAGAAUCUAAACCAUUGGGGAAAAAAGCACAAGAAACUAGAGAACGUGAAUUUACUUUAACAGUAGAAAGAUUACAGGAUUUACAUGGAUCACUUGUAGCUCGUCCUUCAGAAGAUGCAAAAGCAGAAGAUCCACCUGGUUUAAAAGUAAAACUAAUGCCUCAUCAACAGCAUGCAUUAGCAUGGCUUAUGUGGAGAGAACAAAAACGACCAGCUGGUGGUGUAUUAGCUGAUGAUAUGGGCUUAGGUAAAACUUUAACGAUGAUCUCUUUAAUCAUGGCCACUCUUCAAGAAAAUUAUGAUGAAAGUGAUGAUGAAUGGCAUAGCACAAAUAAAUCUAUAACCUAUAAAGGUGGAACACUGGUUGUAUGUCCAGCUUCUUUAUUAUCACAAUGGGAAAAUGAAGUAAAAAGUAAAUGUAAAAAAGGUAUAUUGUCAGUAGAAGUUUACCAUGGUAAUAAUAGAGAAAAAUUAUCCAAACGUUUGGCAAAAUAUGAUAUUGUUAUUACAACAUAUAAUAUAUUAUCCCGGGAAUUUAAAAACAUGUCUACAAUAUAUAAGAUCCAUUGGAAAAGGGCAAUACUUGAUGAAGCACACAUAAUAAGAAAUUAUAAAAGUCAAGCAUCUCAAUCAGUAUGUGGUCUUAUAGCAAGUAAAAGAUGGGCACUUACUGGAACACCAAUACAAAAUAAAGAAAUAGAUUUAUAUUCUUUAUUGAGAUUUUUAAAAUGUUCUCCUUUUGAUGAUAUUCGUGUUUGGAAACGUUGGGUUGACAAUAAAAAUGCUGCAGGUCAUCAAAGAUUAGCUACUGUUAUGAAGACUCUUAUGCUUCGAAGAACAAAACAAGAACUCCAAGCGCAAGGUGCUUUAGAAUCUUUACCUACUAAAAAUUUUAAAGAAGUGGAAGUAAAACUUGAUUCUCAAGAACAAUUAGUCUACGAAAAGGUUUUAAUAUAUUCUCGUACGCUUUUUGCACAAUUCUUAUCGCAAAGAGCAGAGAAAGAUCACAUGGCAGAUUUAAGGUCUGGAAUAUACGAUAAGCCAUCCUUUUUGUCAAAUCCAAAUAAAAAUACACAAUUUACAAAGGCACAAAAUAAAUUACUAUCGCUACAUGCUGAUGUUAAAACACACGAAAUUUUGGUACUUCUAUUACGUCUUCGACAAAUAUGUUGUCAUCCGUCGUUAAUUCAUGCUAUGUUGGAUCAAAAUGAUUUGGAACAAAGUGAAGUAAUGGAUGAAGAAAAUGUAGAUUUAGAUAUUAUAUCCCGCAUAAAUAAUAUUUCGUUGUGUGAAAAUGAAGAAAAUGAAGAAAAUGAAGACGUAAAUGAAAAGGAAAUAGGUGUUGACCAUAGAGUAACAAAAAAUGUACUUACAUCUAAAAAUCCAGUUUUUGAGUCACAACGUUUGAGUUCCAAAAUGAAAGCAGUACUCAAUAUGGUCAAACAAAUUUUAGACAAAGGAGAUAAGCUCAUUAUUGUUUCACAAUGGUCAAGUAUGUUUGAAAUUAUUGGAUCUCAUUUAUCCACAAUAAAAGGGGCAACAUAUAGUGAAUUUUCAGGCAGAGUGCCUAUUAAAAAUCGACAAGUUAUAAUAGAUUCUUUCAAUGAUUUAUCUAGAGAUCCAAAAAUUUUGUUACUUUCACUAACUGCUGGUGGAGUUGGACUCAAUCUUAUAGGAGGAAAUCAUCUAUUACUUAUUGAUAUUCAUUGGAAUCCACAAUUAGAAACACAAGCUCAAGAUAGAAUAUAUCGAUUUGGUCAAAAAAAGGAUGUCUUUAUUUAUAAAUUUAUUUGCAAAAAUACUAUAGAAGAGCGUAUCAAACACUUGCAGGAAAAUAAGUUGGCUAUAUCUCGGAAUGUAUUAAGCGGUGAAAAGAACAAUCUUGUUUCAAAACUAUCACUUAAUGAUCUUAAAUCUCUUUUUGCUCUUUAAAAAAAUAAAAUUAUAUCUUUACUUUAAGAAUCUGUAAUAUAAUUUGUAAAGAGUUGUCUUUUAUUCUUGGAUUUAUUUUCAAUAUGUGUUUAUAUAUAAUUUGUAAUAUAUGUCUAAUUGAGUCUUUUAAUAUUUAAAAUAUCUCAUGAUAUUACAUGUAACAUUUCUUAAUUCGUUUUGUUAUUUUGACUUUCUUUAAUAUUUCUAAUUCAUAACAUUAUAUAUACCUGAAAAGAUACAGCUAAUAAAACUUUCCUUUAUGAUAUUGUUUUCAUUGUACUUUAUAUCCAAUAAUGAUAUAACCUCAAAAUAUGUUGUCAAUUCAAUGAACAGUCUACCAAUGAAUGGAUCACUGCGCCACCUAAUCUGGAGAAUUAACAUUAUCAAUAGUUUUCAAUACUGGAACAUUAUUUAUAUAGUAAUUUUAGUUGAUUGUAAAAAACAAUAUAAAAUAUAAUAGAAAUAUAAGGACAAAAAUAUAUACUUAAUAUCUUAGAUUUUUCUUUUAUCAAGAAAUAAAACCAAUAAAAGUUAUUCAGUAUUAUAAGAUGUAUGAUUAGUUUUAAAAUAAUUCUUUAAACUUUGCCAUUAUGUUAUAAGAGAGAAAUAUAUAAAAAAAAA